AAUUAGGGCUUAUUCGAUUAAUGAAUCCAAUGAUAAAGUUUCAAAAAGCGACCAAGACAAAGGAUAUUAAAAAUUAAUAUGAAAAGCGACAAGGAAUAAAAUUGGACAGAAGAAAUUAAGGUUAAGGGCACUUCCGUCAUUUUCAUAUUAUUUGUGGCAUUCCCAAUUUCCCACUUUGUGGCUCCAAAGAGUUUUUUUUUUGGGGCAAUGGCGUCGUCGCUGCAAAGCUCGGGGAUGUUGACGAAAGAGCAAAUGGUUUAUCUCUUUGAUCGAUUCGAUUACUUGACUUCACAAUCUGAUGUGAAGAAACGAAUCUCCGACGCUGUGGAUGACAAACAGGAAGCUGUAGCGGUAACAACUGCUAUUCAAGAGGAGAUAUUCUUGGAGAUGGGGAUUGACCCGGGAUUUGGUAUUGGCUGCUUGGGAAAGCUGAACUCUGCAUACGAAAACGAUAAAGAGUUGAUGAUUGGUUUCUACAAGUUUCUCGCAAAGGAGGAGAUGGCAUGUGAAGAAGCUGAGCUUGGACAAGAUGGAUUUGAACAGAAAAUGAAAGCACUACAACAAUUACAAGAACAGCAACUAGAGAUGCUUAAGUAUAUGCGUAAAUUCUCUCUGGAUGAUCAAUCUGCUAUCCUUCAAAAGCUUCAGAAGCAAUUAGAAAAUGCGGGUUUUGAGCCGGAGGCGUCUCUUUUGUCAGGAGAGGAAAUGGAGGAAGCUGGAAGAAGAAGAGUUUCACCUGUUUUUGGAAGCAGAUAGCUUUUCAGUUCUCACAAGCUACUUCAAUUUCUAAUACUCAAGUCGCUCUCUCUAUUCUCAUGUCAUCUCCAUAUACUUAACUCUUUAAACGUAAAUGUACAAGAAAAAAACCUUGCCUCAUUUGACUCUCAACUGCAUUUUCAUGUGAAGCCAUUUUUUUUUAAUGUAUAUUGGUAGUAAACUAUAUAGUU
Molecule: messenger RNA, 947 nt
Organism: Arabidopsis thaliana (thale cress)
Lineage: Eukaryota; Viridiplantae; Streptophyta; Magnoliopsida; Brassicales; Brassicaceae
Product: plant/protein
Exons: 7
Coding region: 208-756 (182 amino acids)
Source: RefSeq, marked reviewed